AUGAAGCUUUCGGGGGGGGGGGGGGGUUUGGUGGGAGUGGGGUUGGGGGGGGGGAGGGGGGGGGGUUGGUGUGGUGGAUUAGGGGGAGUGGGGUUUGGUGGUAUUGGUGGGGGGGAUGGGGGGGGGGGGGUGUGGGGGGGGGGUGUUGGUGGUAGGGUGGGGAGGGGUGGUUGUAGGGUAUUGGGGGUGGGGGGGGGUGGGGGGGGUGGGGGGGGUGGUGGGGUUUGUGGGGGGAGAUGGGGGUUGGUGGGGGGGGGUGGGGUGGGGGUGUUGGGAGUGGUUGUGGUUGGGGGGUAUGGGGGUGGGGUGGGGGGGGUGGUGGGGUUUUGGGGUGGUGUGGUAGGUUGCUUGAUUGGGGGGGGGGGGGGGGUGGGGGGUUCGGUGGUGGUGGGGGUGGUUGGGGGGGGGGGGGGAGUGGUGGUUAGGGGGGGGGGGGGGGGUUUGUGGGAUGGAGGGGUGGGGGGGUUAGGGUGUGUGGGUGGGGGGGGGGGUGGGGGGGGGGGUGGGGGGUGUGGGGGGGGGGGGUGGGUGGGGGUUGUGGUGGUGGGUGGGAGUUGUUUGGGGUGGGGGGAGGGGGGUGGGGGGGUGGUGGGGGGGGAGGGGUGGUGGUGGGGUUCUUUGGGUUGGGGGGUUUUAUUUGAUGGGGGGGGGAGGGGGUUAUUGGGGUGA
Messenger RNA from Dicrocoelium dendriticum, 669 nucleotides. NCBI's taxonomy places the organism in Eukaryota, Metazoa, Platyhelminthes, Trematoda, Plagiorchiida, Dicrocoeliidae. The record is from the annotation of a GenBank genome assembly.